Molecule: messenger RNA, 5254 nt
Organism: Varroa destructor (honeybee mite)
Lineage: Eukaryota; Metazoa; Arthropoda; Arachnida; Mesostigmata; Varroidae
Product: puromycin-sensitive aminopeptidase-like protein
Biological process (GO): proteolysis; peptide catabolic process
Cellular component (GO): membrane; cytoplasm
Molecular function (GO): metalloaminopeptidase activity; peptide binding; zinc ion binding
Source: RefSeq, a predicted model, not a curated record
UCACCCGUUUUUUGACGUUUCGUGUAUCCCUCUCCUACUGAGAGAGGGAGCGGUUGGUGGUCACUCGUCUCUGAAUGGCUCCGGGCACGCGGGCUAAGCGGCGUAAACUGCAUUAAUGGUAAGAUCUUCGACGCAGACCCUAUUCAGUCUGUACCAGUCGUUAAGAAGGAGCUUACAUAGGUGUAUUUGCGGUACUCGUAGUACUUUAAUGUUUCUUAAUCCAACGGCUGUGCACACCGUAGAAGACGUACACUCACAUCCAUUUGAUCUAAAUUUAAGCGAAUGAACUGCUCAUGAUAUUCACUGGACAAGGAGCGAAGAGUUGCUUAGACAUAUAUAACAAGUUUUUGGAGAUAACAUUGGCUGUUGAUUUAUUCAAGUUAGUGGAAGUACUUCGUUUUUAAUAAGUGAUUGAUAACGUAACAAACUUCUUGUAGCUAAAAGUAUAAUAUCAGCAUUUGUGAAAACUGGUAGGAUGUCUUGAGAAAUUGACAGGACGAAUCUGCGAAGCGACCAGACAAACGUCAUUCACUGCUGCCGUCAGUUGCAGCUGAUUUGUAGUUAAGCGUUGUCUUUGUUUACCGAACGACAACGCCCAGCCAAUCAGUACAAGCUGACGCUUGUUAAAAAUAUACCACGGGAAAACAUUUUUGAGUUUUACAAGUGAUUCGUUGUUUCUGUGCUUUAGCUAGCCAGACCUCGACGCGAAGAAGCACGCCACCUUUAUGGCUGUUAUUAUAAUGACUAUAUCACAUUAGUACUUCAGCGGUGUUAACACAGUGUUAACCGAACUUGAUGUCAGAAGCAGAAGAAGAAACUGAUACAUCUUAGAGUGUUUCCCCGUUCGCACGUUUAUUCAAGCGCGCGAGCCUAUCUACUGUGUUUCUUUGCGCGCGUGUUUUUGUGUGUGUGUGUGUAUGUAUGAGUGUGUGUGCAUGUGUGUAUGUGUGUGCGCGUGUGUGUCUCAAUGUGAGUGUGUGUGUGACAACUGAGAGCGCCACACGGACUUCUAGCACUACCAUUAGACCUUCUGAUACGAGCAGUGAAUGCUCGUACUGUUUAGCACCUGCAGUAAAGCAUUAGGGAAGUAUAUUAGAGGCUAAGUUCUUCUUCGGAGUCAAAAUACGUCUCCUGGCAAGAACAUCGGUAACAAAAGUGACUAGCAGCUAGAAGACAUUCGAGCUGCCUGUUACGCAGCUCUCCAGCCAUCCAGUUUGCUGUUAAGUGAACAAAGGACAAUGCCGUCCCCAACCGUUACGCGCAUUUGCGCUAUGGUCACCGUCGGACUCUGUCUCAUCGUCGCAUUUACCUUAAUGUUUGUCUUCACCGCUCGCAGUGGAGGAAAUUCGGGCACGUCGUCAGCAUCUGUAAAGUACAAAACAUUUACCCGACUUCCACGAAAUGUUUUACCUGUCAGUUAUAACAUAACACUGAAGCCUGACCUGAAUAGAUUUGUCUUCGAUGGUUCCGUCAGCAUCGCUAUUAAGGUGAACGAAGUGUCCCGUACUAUCAAACUUGAUAGUCAGGAACUUGACAUAAAGAAUCCGACGUUCACAGUAACCUCAACCGGUGAAGUGCUGCGACCAAUCAAGGUUCAAACAUUGGCCGACGAGGAGCGUCUAGAGUUCGUCUUCGAUGAAGACUUACCACUCGGUAAUAAUCAGUUUCACUGCGAUUUCCAUGGAAAACUGGAUGAUAGCCUUCGCGGAUUCUAUCGAUCAAAAGGCAAAAAUCAGCGGGGCGAAGAUUCAUAUGCUGCCGUCUCGCACUUCGAGCCUAUCGACGCCCACCGUGCAUUCCCCUGUUGGGACGAACCAGCUCUUAAAGCUACGUUUAAUAUGACGCUGAUAGUCCAGAAAGACUUACUUGCGCUAUCCAAUACGAGACCGAUUGCGGAGUCACCUUACGAAAUGGAUCAGUCCUGGAAGGUAGUUCGGUUUGAAACGACUCCAAAAAUGAGCACGUACCUCGUAGCCGCUGUAGUGGGCCAUCAUGACUAUGUCGAGGAUUAUACAAAGUCGAACGUCCGCGUCCGUGUGUAUACGUCCUUGGGAAAAAGGGAACAAGGACGCUAUGCUCUUCACACAGCUGUAAAAUCUCUUGACUUUCUCGAGGAGUACUUCAACGUGUCGUACCCAUUAUCAAAAGCCGACCUGGUGGCGGUUGCUGAUUUUGCCGCAGGGGCGAUGGAAAAUUGGGGCCUUAUCACUUGCAGGGAGACAACUGUGCUUUACGAUCCGAUGAACUCCUCAACGAAUAUUAAACAAAAUGUAGCUACGGUUGUAACACACGAGCUUGGGCAUAUGUGGUUUGGAAAUCUCGUAACCAUGGAGUGGUGGACGUACUUGUGGCUUAAUGAAGGCUUUGCGAAGUUCAUGGAAAGCUUGACCACGGACCACAUCUACCCGGAUUACGAUAUGUGGACCCAGUUCGUUGCCGAAACGCUCAACGUAGGCCUCAACCUCGACUCGUUGGACAGUUCGCAUCCGGUCGAAGUAAUCGUGGAGCAUCCAGCCAUGGUUGAAGAAAUUUUCGACAAUAUCGCCUACGAAAAGGGCGCUUCGAUCAUUCGUAUGCUCAACAGCCAUUUAGGAGCCGAUAAAUUUCGGGCAGGCAUGCAGCUCUACCUUAAUCGUCAUAAAUAUUCGAACACGCUUUCGUCAGAUCUGUGGAAGGCACUGGAGGAAGUGUCAAGUGUUCGGGUUGAAUCCGUUAUGAACAGCUGGGUUAAACAGGUCGGCUUCCCUGUAAUCCAGGUGACUGCCCUGUAUAAAGGUGAUAAUAUCGUACUAAAUCUGCGACAAAACAAAUUUUACUCACAGGUUGAUAAUCCAAAACGGAACGAGCCUCAGCCACUAUGGAAGGUACCUAUUCCAAUUGCAUGGGGAGGGAAUUCGACGGGUGAAACGAAAAUCCUACUUGAAGCACAGGAAACCGAAGUCACCCUUGAAGGCGCAGUUAACGCAUCGUGGAUUCAGGUAAAUCACGGUGCUGUCUCUUUCUUCCGUACAAUGUACUCUCGAGAAAUGCUCGCUGGCCUACUCGAUGCUGUAAAAAGCAAGACUCUCAGCGCUGAAAACCGGUUUAUUCUGCACGCUGACCUCUUCGCACUGGUCCAAAGCGGGUAUCGAAACACUACAGAGCUUCUGGAGUUCACUAAGGCGUACGAAAACGAGACGGACUUCUCGACGUGGAACUCGGUGGCAAUUUUGCUGUCGAAGAUGUCGCUACUGCUCGGUGAUGACGUGGAGCUCGUCGGGAAGCUACAUAAGUUCGGAGCCAAACUGUUUCGCAACAUAUUCAAGUCCGUAGGUUGGGACACGAAGCCGGGAGAGAAGCACACAACAGCCCUUCUACGCACAGUUGUUUUAUCGAUGCUGGUUACCUUCAACGAUGCAGAGAUCCUCGCCGAAGCCAGAACCAGAUUCAACGCUUAUGUGGAUGGUAGGCGAAUUUUAUCAGCUGAUAUUCGCUCGCCAGUGUAUCACGCGGUGGCCAAAACCGUAGAUUCGACGAGUUGGGCCCAGUUAAUAAAAUUACACAAGGAGGCAAACCUUCAAGAGGAAGCAGAGCGGAUCCUGAUUGCGCUUGGUGAUGUCCCAACGCCUGAAUACAUUCAGAAAGUACUUAACUUUGCCGAUUCGUCUGAGGUUCGAGCUCAGGACGCCAUAUCAGUGAUUGCUUCAGUAUCCACCUCCGCACAAGGAAGGGACCUCGCCUGGAAGCACUAUCAGGCCAAUCACAAACGGUACAGCAAACGCUAUAAUUCCGGAUUCCUUAUCUCGCGGCUCAUUAAGGGGGUGACAGAAAAUUUUAAAACGUUCGAAAAAGCAAAGGAGGUUGAACAAUUCUUUGCCAACCGAGCCAUACCGGGAACAGAGUUAACGAUUAAGCAAACCAUUGAGAGUAUCAUCUCGAAUGCCAAGUGGUUGCAACGAGACCAGAAAGUUAUCGAAGAGUUCCUUCGAAGGCAUGGUGCUGUCAAUGAAACGUCUCGCUGAAUUGAUGCGGUACACUUAACAGAACGACCAUUAUAAAGAUAUUAUGAACAUUUUUACCCACUGAAUAAAAUAAAGUUUAUAUCUAGGAAAAAGGACACAAAAAACGCGAGUCAUACUUGUUGAGAACACGCGUUCAAUCUUCCUCUUUGCUACGUAAUGCAGUCCCACCGUUGACUGGUCGAAGCAACUUCAGCGUAUUUUCAACAGGGAGAACAGCAUUGAAAAUACACCUGAGUCAGCUUAAGGCUUCAGAAAUCCUCAGCGACGUUUAACGAAGUACCCUGCACUUCAAAGUGUUACAGAGAAAACCUAUCUCAGAUGUUUCUCCUAGUUACAAUGCACGAGUCAUUAUAUGUGAACGAUUAUAGAUGCGUGUUACGAAGCACGUUGGUCCAUAGUUUUAAAAAGCUGUCGGUUCGGCGAGUGAUUAAGGCCAUGCGGUGACACUGCAAGCCAUUAGUUCAGUCGAAUUUAGUGAACACAGACCUGUCAAAACUGGACGCUAUCUAGCUAGGCUCAAUGGAGCCUGCUGGCUCACGUUGCUCUAUACAGCUGUGGAAAAAACUAAGUCUCACCUAUAAGGGUUUGUCAGUGAUAUCUCUACCGAAUGUUUGAAUGACGCUAGAGACGCCCUUAAAGGUGAAAACUACGAGUUUGCACGUGUCUGUAAAUAUCAAUUCAUAUAAUACAUAUGUCUUUUUAUUCGAUAUCAAUAAAAAUGCUUACUCUGAUCGUUGAAGCCGAUUGAUUGAUUAUAAGAUGUCACUUCAUCGUAGAGCGUCAAUCAGCAUUACAUGUUACAAUGCAGAGCUAUUCGUAGAACACUUUUGUACACUUUACCGCAUUGAGAUAUACUCAAUGGACAUGCUGCAUUUGUCCUGUACGUCUUUUUUUUAUCUCUACAUAUAUAUAAUUUAAUUUAUAUCAGAUGUUUCACGUCUCUAUUUCAUGCCUGUAAGUGCUUAUAGGGCUGUUUUGUUGCUAGAAGAGAGUUCGCAUCGCAAAUGUAAAAAUAUUGGAAAAUGAAUUAAGAUACUAAUAAAUGGGCAACAUUGAGAUAAACAGGUGCGUUUCUUACUGGCUAUACAAAUGUAUCUGUAUGUGAUUUUCGGUUAAUUAAGAUAAGCUCCAGUCGUGUCCUUGAAUGAGGCUCAGGUCAUUUUGUUAUCAUAAUUAUUUAGGUCGCUACUAGCGCACUCUCGCCAAAGGCUGACUUUUGACAAUAAAUCUAAUCGCGUUAUGGGCAGCAUUUG